Mytilinidion resinicola is the source of this 964-nucleotide messenger RNA. RefSeq names its product bola-like protein. Bases 281 to 745 code for a protein of 154 amino acids. NCBI's taxonomy places the organism in Eukaryota, Fungi, Ascomycota, Dothideomycetes, Mytilinidiales, Mytilinidiaceae. The record is from RefSeq and is a predicted model, not a curated record. The transcript is spliced from 3 exons.
GACGUGCGUGAAGCACAGUCUUGUUAGCCUCCAGCUAGCCCCGCGGCUGGGGACUGAGUUUUCGUUGAUCUGGGCCUUGGGGAUCGAAUUGAGGUGGAAAUUCUCGCCGUUGCUGAAACUCCUCAACCUCGCGAAAAACAUUCCGAAUACAGAUGAGUAAGCAGGACCCGGCGAUUGGUGGCACAAGCGAGGCUGGUCGGAAUCUUCCGCCGUAAGUGCUGUCACCGACGUCAACGUCAAAGUAAAUUGCAUCGUCUCUGUCUUCACCUACGCGCCCAGCAUGGCCCCCUCCCGAGCACUGCAGCGCAGCGCUGCAUCCCUCCUCCGCACGAACCGAGCACCUCGCCUCCUUGCAGCAUGUCGGACACGAGCAGCCCAGCCUUCCCAGGCAUCUCCUCUUCUCGCAGUGCGCCCGCCGCCCCUGGCAUCAGCCCAUUCUGCAGCCUCCAGGAGACCGUACUCCCAAGAAGCUGCCAGCAGCAGCAGCAGCGCGGUCGAGCCGCCGGAUUACCUAUCCGAAGGGGAACUAGCAGUCUUCAACAAGAUUAAGGCCGAGUUCGACCCUGUCAAUCUGGAGGUGCAGGACAUUAGUGGCGGCUGCGGAUCUAUGUAUGCGCUGGAUAUCGAGUCGGCGCGCUUCAAGGGCUUGACCGUCAUCAAGCAGCACAAGCUUGUCAACCAGGUGCUGGCGGACGAGAUCAAGAGCUGGCAUGGUGUGCAAUUAAAGACGCGGCCGACUUCAUAAUAAAACCUGUGCGGUGGGAUUUGGGCUGAGUUGCGUGACGGUGAGCGCCAGUGCGUGUGUCGCACUGGGGACAGGGCCGGACAGCAGUGCGCUCAUUUUGGUGUGGCUUCUGCCGGGGAGAGGGAUUUGGAGGGUGCUGGGAUAAUCGAAGAUGGUGGAUUCGAUUAUCCCUUUCUUAAUGACCUAGAAUAUGGGAGGUACGGGAAUGGUGGAGGUUGC